Molecule: messenger RNA, 3293 nt
Organism: Phanerochaete carnosa HHB-10118-sp
Lineage: Eukaryota; Fungi; Basidiomycota; Agaricomycetes; Polyporales; Phanerochaetaceae
Exons: 5
Coding region: 11-3220 (1069 amino acids)
Biological process (GO): protein phosphorylation
Molecular function (GO): protein kinase activity
Source: RefSeq, a predicted model, not a curated record
CUCUGCCGUCAUGUCGCGUAGCUCACGGCCGCCCAAGCGGCGUCACCGUCAGCUCCGAGGACGCGCUCUUACGAGCCCUGAGAAUCCUUCCGUAGCCGACCACCCCGCCUCCACUCAUCCUGAGGGCCGUGCUGGCUGUCUUCCCCCCAACAUUGAUCCAGAAGACAUUGAAGGGGAUUUCGAACCGUACUUGCUGGUCAGCCACGAGAAAGUCUUACGGAGUGGCGAGGAUUCAGGAAGCGGUGCACUAUCUGGUGGCAAGUUCGUCCGCCGGUACACGACUCCUUCCCCUCCAGAGCUGAACGGGCGAGAGGAAUUCGAUAAAGGCGCCCCAGGAUCUCCCGCCGCUGCAAGCAUGGCCGUCGAUGCGAGAACACAGAAGGACGGCGACUCACCUCUGAAAUCCGUCUCGUGGAGUGAAACAACGGUGGCCCAGGUCGAUGAUCGUUGCGUACAAGUCCCUCGGAGAGAAUUCAUUUCGCUCAUGUCCGGGAAAGGUCUACGCAAGUAUCAGAAGCAGAAGUUGGUGAAAUUCGACGGUAUAGAUACGACGCGUCUGCUGGAUAACUCGGAGAGCGAGAAGUACAUCCCACUUUGCGACAUUUUCAACGCUGUCGAGGAGCUUGCAAAGUCAAAAUUCCGAUGGAAAGUCGUCGCCAACCAUGGCGAGAGCGCUGAAGUUGACCACAAACCUGAUCUUGCGCGUUAUCCCAUCGACGUUCCAGCCGCUGUACUAGCGUACACUCGUGAUAUGACUAAAGACGACCCCAAUAUCGCGCGAUGUGCCUGGGCUUGGAUGAACAGCUAUGUCGAAGUGAAGAACGCAGAAGUCAAGUCGCCAUUCUUCUUCGCGCACAACAUAGACAAGGACGGCAGGCAGAAAUUCCUUCGCCACAGCGACAUCGGCAGGAAGGCACGAGGCCAGUUCAUCAAGUAUGCCACCGAAGCUAUGCUCCGUCAACAUCGUACGCACUACUACUCAUUCUACUUGUCGGAGAUGUCUGCUCGUGUCUUCCGCUGGGAUCGCGUCGGGUGCAUCGCAUCGGAGCCAAUCGACCUUAGAGAGAAUCCUGAGGACUUUCUCGACAUCCUAUACCGUUUAGCCACAUCUCCAGAUCACGGCGGAGUCGAUAACACUGUUCGACUGGCUAGUACGGGUGAAAUCGCCACGCUGAGGAAUUACGAUCCUGGCGACAACCUUGCACUGCAAGAAUAUCACGAGUCUAUGCUGGAUGACCAGUUGAGCUACCCUAUCUAUAAGGUCUCCUGUCCCGCUAUCUCCUUUGACGGAUCGGAGGCGUCGGUAUCCGAGAAGACAUAUCUUAUCGGGCGAUACGCAUUCGGCCACUAUUCCCCUGUAGGGAGGUGUACUAAAGGUUACCCGGCGCUGGAUAUGCAGACCAAUCGCCUUACAUGGUUCAAGGACCAGUGGCGUUGUGUGGUUCGACCCCACACGGAGUUGGAUGCUUAUAUUCGGCUUCAUGAACAUAAAGUCACGCAUAUCGCUACUCCAGCAGCGGGCGGAGACGUGGGACAUCGAACGAUCACGCAAGAAUAUCUGACGCAUUUAGCGGAUGAUUGGAGGCCCGCGGAACGAGUGCAUACUCGUCUUGUGACGAAGGAGGUGGGAAGGCUGCUCGAAACAUACAAGGACUCCUGGGAGCUAUUGAAUGUAUGCGCCGAGGCGUUUUACGCUCACACGCAAGCAUGGGAGCUGGCGCACAUCCUCCAUCGUGACAUAAGCAUUGGGAAUAUCAUGAUCGACGCUGAAACGGGCAAAGGGUUCUUGAACGAUUGGGACCUCUGCAAAUACCGCGAGGAUAUGGAGGCGAAGCGGCCGGCUUCUGAACCUUCUGGCAUAUCUGGGACCUGGGCCUUCAAAUCUUCCCUGGCUCUGCGAUAUCCACGCAAACCUCCAGAGCUCGCCGACGAUUUGGAAUCUUUCAUCUACGUCAUCACAUUCCUCGCAUACCGUUUUCAUCAUCACGAGCUAUCCUCGGAGCCUCUUGACGACACGGAGGACGCACAGAUCACAGCCAACGCAAGUAAUCAAGAGCUCAUGGGUUUUGUCAGCACAUUCUUUUACGCUCAGAAGCGCGUCGGCAACGGAUUCUUCACGGGUGGAAGACUAAAGUAUCAAACGAUUUUCUCUGGCGCCCCGCCCGCGGCAUUCAAGCCUAUCAAGAAUGGCAAGCGCUCUCUCGUGGAGACGUUCCUUCUCAAGGCAUAUCGGCUCCUGCAGGAACACUACUGGUCUUUGGACGAAUCGGAGCUCGCGGAGUACGCGGCACAUGAGGGCGACUGCGCUGCCCCCGACGAGGUCGACGAUGUGACAGCUUCGGAUUCUCCUCCUCGUCGUACCGAGGCACUGGCCGAGCAUCCAGGCCAAGGCUCCAUCUUCUCCAAUUUUCGGGCGCUGUUCGGUCCCCGCGCUGCUACGUCUUCGGAAGGUAAGGAGGUGCUAUGGAAGACUGUGGUCCAGGAAAAGACUGUGUGCCCGUUCGACAAUCCCCAGCCGGUGCUCAAGUCUCACACGGACCUGGGCUUGCUGUUCCUCAGCAUCGCUCAGGACGAGCACGGCCGCGAUCUUGAUCUCCAGUCCUACAGGGACGACAAGCGCUUCGACCAGUUCUUGAGCUGGCGAAUGAUCGGCUAUUUGAACAGGAAAGGGAAGACGGGGCAGUGGAAGGGAAUCCCAAGUUGGUCGAGCGAGUCCGCAGCAAAGCGGAAGCGCGAAGAGGAAGACAAUGGUGAAGAUGUAACUCUGACGCCGCCGAAGAGGCCCACUGUUCUCCGAACUGAAGGGCCACGGACUCGAGCUCUUGCGAAGGCUGCAGAGCAAGUGGUGGUCUCACAGGAGGCGGUAGCCAUGAGAACAGCGAACAGAAAACGGAGGGCGGCGGCGGCGGCGGCAACAGCUGGUCGGUCUGCCAAGACUGCGCUCCCGAAGAAGCCCAUAGGGGCACAGUCAAAAAAGUACACGGCGAAAGCGUCCACGUCGCGUACUUCUCCGAAGAUCAGCAAGCCUCAGCCGACGAAGAUCGUGACAAAGGCACCAGCUUCGCGCGGGGCGCAGGCUGCUCGCAAGUCUCUUGGCCCCCGACGGUCGGCCGUUGCGAAGGUGGAAACUACAGGGCCGAGGUCGAAGACCACGAAAGCCAAGGUGGCAGCGCCGCCUGCACCGACGAGGCGAUCUAAGCGGUUAGCCAAGAUAAACUGACAGGCUGGGCUUGACUUGUACACUAGAGCCGUUCUAUUGCGUGGCACGUACUGCCUAAUUGCACUCGCUUUCU